This is a messenger RNA of Paramuricea clavata, 1515 nucleotides long. The record is from the annotation of a GenBank genome assembly. NCBI's taxonomy places the organism in Eukaryota, Metazoa, Cnidaria, Anthozoa, Malacalcyonacea, Plexauridae.
AUGGCUAUGCCAAGUAAUAAGUCACUAGGACCAGAUAAAAUAGGCAUGCGUGUCAUCAAAGACUGUCUUCCAAUCAUACUGGGUCCUCUUACGCAUAUGAUAAAUUGCUCGCUAAUGACAAGCACAUUCCAUGACCUAUGGAAGAUUUCUGAAGUUAUACCCCUACUAAAAGAAGGAGAUCACGAGAUAGCUUCAAACAAUCGGCCUCUCUCACUACUCGAGGUAGUUUCAGAAGUUUGUGAAAAAGUUGUUCUAAAUCAAUUUAGCUCCUACCUCAAAGAAUUUAAUCGCAUAUCGUCACAUCAAAGCGGGAAUAGGAGUCUUCACUCCACCGAAACCUCAAACAUAUUUGUUACCGAUACGAUGUUGGAAGCCAUAGACAACAAAAAUCUAACGGCACUAAUUUUAUUGGAUUUAUCCAAGACAUUUGACAGUGUCAGUCAUUCGAUUUUAUCACACAAAUUGAGUUGUAUCGGUGCUUCACCCGAAGCUGUUAAAUGUUUCCAAGACUAUUUAACAGGCAGAUCCCAAUACGUGCGCAUUGGAUCCACCAAGUCAUCAACUCGCCCGAUAACCCAUGGCGUUCCACAAGGUGCAAUACUAUUACCACUUCUGUUUUGCAUCUAUAUUAAUGAUCUGCCAGGGAGCAUACAAUCGUGUAACCUUGAUUCAUAUGUAGACGACUCAAAGCUUUACAAAUCAUUCUGCAUCUACGACUUGGAACAGACAACUAUCAAUUUAGAGGCAGAUCUACAAAUAGCAGCCAAGUGGUGUUUGGAGCACCAAUUACUGAUCAAUCCAGAAAAAACUAAAUUCCUUUUAGUCGGUUCAAGACCCAUGCUGCAGAAUGUACCUACAGAAAUAUCGCUAACAUUUUUAGGAAAGACUAUAAGACCUGUUUUAUUAGCUAAAGAUUUGGGAAUCAAUUUGGAUUCGUACCUAUCCUACGACGUCCACAUAUCUAAACUCGUUUCGUCGUGUAUGAGAAAACUAUGUCAAAUAAAUCGCGUGAAGGAUAGUUUCGAUAAUGAAACAUUAAAAUUGGUCAUUGAGACACUUGUAAUUAACAAGCUUCUGUACUGCUCUACGGUGUGGUCCAACACGUCAUCUAACAAUAUCAAUAAACUUCAAUCAGUGCAGAACUUCGCGUGCAGAGUUAUAUCAGGGGUAGGAAAGUUCGAUCACAUAACCCCGGCGUUGCGCGAACUAAAUUGGUUGCCAGUGGAAAAGUUAUUAUUGGAAAGGGAUACUGUAAUGGCUUACAAGUGUUUUAAUGGACUUGCACCUGACUACCUAGUAGAUAAAUUUAUAAAGCGUUCCGACAUACAUGAUCGUUCGACAAGAAAUCAUGACCUCUUGGACAUCCCUCUGUAUAAAUCUGCUACAGGUCAAAGAACAUUUAAUUACCGGGGUGUUAAAAUAUGGAAUGAUUUGGAUGAUAAACUAAAAAAUAUUACAUCAAUAACAAUUUUUAAGAAAAAACUUAGGGAGAUUUUACUAAAAGAAUCCUAUUAA